Vespula vulgaris is the source of this 3316-nucleotide messenger RNA. RefSeq lists its product as uncharacterized. The coding region runs from base 1309 to 2325 and encodes 338 amino acids. The transcript has 6 exons. NCBI's taxonomy places the organism in Eukaryota, Metazoa, Arthropoda, Insecta, Hymenoptera, Vespidae. The record is from RefSeq and is a predicted model, not a curated record.
GAACGAUGUAAUUAGGAGUACGGGGAAGAUCGUAAAGAAAAGGGGUGAAUGUAAUACGAGUAGCAAACGUCUCAACAACGAUCGUUACAUCUUGUCGCCAUGGAUAAUUGCUUCUGUGUACGCACGUAGACGUAUAAAUCUGGAGAAAUUACGAGGGGUGGAGAGGCGUCGACAGCAUUGCAAUCGUCGAAACGAUUAUUACAUCUCACCGGUUUAACUCCUUCUUGUCCAAUAUCGAUAAAUUAUCAAGAUAUACGAAUAAUACACGUGUGUAUAUAUCUCCUCUUCGAUAUAAUAGAUAUGAAACUAAUGUCGAUAAUUCUGAGCUUUCGAUCGAUCAAUUUAUCCGUACCAUCAUACUAUUUUCUUUAGAUACUCUCUGAUAAUUAUAUAUUUUCGAAUAAUUAUUCGGCUAUUAAAUAUUUUCCGCGUUAACUCACAAGAACGAAUGAAAAUGAAAAUCAGAACAUAGCAAUUAAAUCUUUUCGGAUAAUACGAAUUUAAUGAAACCAAAUUAAAAUAGAAGUUAAAAGAGAACAAUUUAACGUGCAAUCGUUUAAUCAUAAUCAUCGAAUAUACUAAUAUUAAAUAAUGAUUAAAUGUUAUCCGAUAAUAAGAAUUUUCUAAAGUUUAAUCGAUAUCAAAAUAAAAUCGAAAUCAAUUAGUAUCAUUGUAAACAUCAAAUAUAUGUUAUAUAGGGUAUGAAAUAAAAUGUAAAUAAAUGUGAACACGUGAUUCUAUCGUCGUAAACAUUGAACGUAUUCUCAUUCUUUCUUUCUCAGCACCAGCUAAUGCGUCGGAGAAGCUACGUAGCUUAUCGAGUCUGUGCCAUCUUCGUCGCGGACUAACACCUUGGGUGGCAUUUCGUUUAGUUAAGAUAUCAUUGGUAGAUCUUGAAACCGUGCGAGAAGGCAAACCGUUUUGUCUCCUGUCACACGACCGCCAAGAAGGAGAGACUCCUCGCGAAGAGAAACCGUAAUUUAUAUCACAGACUUCGCUAUAUACUCUCUCGGUUUAGACUGUGCUACCUCAAGAAGGAUCGGCUUCUUCAAGAUUUUCUUUCGAUGUCAUUCUGACUUAUUGAAAAAUUCAUCGCAUUUUUAUUCUCAAGGACGUUGUUGCGUUCAAUGAUCUUAAUAUAAAGUAAUCGUCCCGUUGCAUCGAUUUCAUUAUACCCCGAUCGUUCUUGUUCCGCUUGAAAGUCGAACGAAAGCGAGAUUGUAAACAAGAUAGGUAGAGAAGAUCGGAUCGUCGAAGUCACCUAUUCCAUUGUUUACUUUCAAGUUGGUUAGACGUGUACGGAGCAAUAUGGAUGCUGCGAAUUUCACGUUGGAAUUUACGCAAUUAUUAACGCGUUAUACAACAUCAAAAACACCGAACGAGAACGUGGGACUCAACGAGAUUUCGAAGGCACCAUUGACCUCGGCAACCAUCAUCCAACUCGUGCAAGAAUCCCUUCGUAUGAUCUUACCCGAACCAUAUGUACCUAAUAUAAGUGUCAGUGUUAAUAAGACGCCACUCAAUGAUAUUAUUUUCAACACUCCGGAUGCACCGUUUAUUCAACGAACUAGUCUUAAUGGAAAUGGAAUAAUCAGCGAAUGUACGGAUGACUUAUCAGAUAAAUUAUCGCCUAAGAAUAAUAAGGACGAGUCCCCAUCGAAGUUUAAUUUAAAGGCUACAGGAAGAUCUGAUACCUUCGUUCAAGAUAAUAACAAUUCGAUUAACAAGGAUAACGAUAACAGUCCUAUUAUUACGGAGACUACUAAAGAAAUUGUCGACGAUGUCUUCCUCGAAGCUGAAGUAUUGCCACAUUAUAUGCGUUUAAAAUUAGACACUUUACGUCAAUCUGCCGCUGAUCUUAUUAUGAAAAUCGACGAUAUCAAAACGAUAAACAAAGAUCGUACACAGUCGUCGAUCGAAAAAUCUGUAAAACCGAUUCGUCGAUUAUCAUCCAUCGGAAAUUACUCAUCUGCUACACGUCCAUCGAUGUUGCGAUCGGAUCAACCAUCGAAGAAAAGAAGAUCGUUCAUUACUUUUCCAGGGACGACACCCACGUCCUCGAGAUUGAAUAACACGGUGGUCUUGAAUGAGAAUCUCUCGAAGAGAAAAAGUACGUCUUCCAUGUCGCUUAACGUCACGACUACGAACGCGAUCCCGACUAAAUCGUUAGUACCAAAACAGUCCAAUGUUCGAUCUCAUUCAAAUCUAUCUUUGCCUGUCGUAAAAAAGUCACCCGUUAACGAUGGUAGACCAGCGAAGAAUCCAAAGUAUGCGCACAUUCAAAGUAGUAUUCCUAAACCAUCUAAUAUUAAGAAAAAGACUUAGAAAAUUGUUUUGUUUAUGGAACGUUUCAUUUUUAAAACGCGCGUUUUUCGCAUUUUUACUUUAAUUCAUAUAUUCUAAUAUUUAAUAUUUAUUAUUAGCGUUACAGUAAUAUGGUUACUCUUGACUUACAAUAAGUAAUUUCUAUAAAUUGUUCUAUGGACAAAAUGAGUACCUCCUAUGAUAGCGCUCUCUUUUAUACUUUGAAAAAUAUUUCAUAUAACAUAAUAGAAUGUAAUGAAAAAUUCUUCUGUAGAAUAUGCAAAUGCUUCUGGUUUUUUUUAUUUUUUAUUCUUUCUCAUGCACAGGUAGCAUUUUUAUAUUUCGUAUAUUUUUUAUUCGUUCCAUUCGUGCUCAUCUCCAACUUUUUCCAUUCGCGUUUUAAAAUAAAAUCAUCAUAUAGUGUAAUAUACCUUAGAAAUGAAACGAAUUAAAAAAUUCGAUAUGUAUUUUAUAACAAUGAAAUAAUUGCAAUUGUAAGACUUAUGAAUAAGUGAUUCGCAAUAAUUGGAAAUAUGUUUAGAAAUGGAUGAAUUUAAUUAAGGUUCAUUUAAAUUUUUAUUGCAAAAGAGAGAUCCCAACGAGACUUGUACCGUUGCCCAUCAAUGAACAUAUGUACACGUGAUGUAUAAGGUCGCCGUUAUAUUAGGAAUAAGUGAACGAUUACGUGCAAUCUACGAUGGCUGUUAUGCUAUGAACAGGUUUCUUUGUGUUCGCUUUCUACGACCGCCGGGAGCCAUCAUUUAAUUUGAAUUUCGCUCUCUCGUGCGCACGAUAUUUUAUUAGAGCUUUUCAGGUCGAGGAAAAAGAUAUUUACAUUGUGUCUCUUUCGUUGUAAAUAUUUGCAUUAUUCGACAUUAUCAAUAUAUCGUAGGGAAAUGAGAGAUAAAAUAAUAUAUUGUAAAUUAAAUAAUUUUCCAAUAACUUUAAAUGUAUCGUAAAAUAAGAAAAUAAUAUAAUAAGUAUAAUAAAUACAUAUAUACAUAUAUACAUA